Oryzias latipes (Japanese medaka) is the source of this 1300-nucleotide messenger RNA. NCBI's taxonomy places the organism in Eukaryota, Metazoa, Chordata, Actinopteri, Beloniformes, Adrianichthyidae. The record is from RefSeq and is a predicted model, not a curated record.
CCCCUGAACUAGAGGAUAUCCGAAGUAAGGGGCGUAGGAUUGUCGGUCUUUUUAAAUCCAGCACCACAGCGAAGGAGAAGCUGUCAGAGAUGCAGCGACAGCUGGCCAGGCCAGAGCACAAAUUAAUACAAGAGGUGGAAACAAGAUGGAACAGCACAUUUAAUAUGUUGGAAAGGUUGUUUAAGGAGAGAGAGCCACUGGGGGCAGCUCUGGCCACCCUCCAUACAGACCUUCCUCCACUCACCUCAGAGGACUACCAGGCCAUACACCACUGCUUGAGCAUUCUUUCACCGUUUCAAGAGGCCACAGUUGAGCUUUCGACAGAAAAACGAGUGUCAGCAUCCAAAGUCAUUCCCAUGGUCAAAAUGCUGAAACAUUACAUCUCAAGCAGGUGUGGUCAGAUCACACACCCACUUGGUGAAAAACUGGCCACUAACUUGAAGAACAAUCUCCAUGAGAGGUUUUCAGCUCUGGAGAAGGUCACUGCUCUGUCAAUGGCAACCUUGUUGGACCCAAGGUUUAAAGAGCUGGGGUUCUGCAGCCAAGGCUCUGCCCACACGGCCAUAGAGCGACUCACUAAAGAGUGUGCUGCAACAAUGCAGGCGCUACUUCCAGAGGCACAGCCACAGUCGCCACCUAGAGAAAGUCCUUCAAGUCAGCAGGAAGAUGGUGGUCUCUGGGCCCUGCUGGACAGCCAUGUGGGGUUCAACAGCAGGUGACCAGCACAACUGCCAGUGCAACAGUGGAGGUUCAGAGGUACUUAAAGGAACCUCACAUCCCAAGGACUCAGGACCCACUGAGAUACUGGGUUACCCACAAGGUUUUAUACCCACAUCUCUACAAGCUGGCAAUGAAGUUUUUAUGCACACCAGCUUCAUCUGUGCCUUGUGAGAGGAUCUUCUCCAAGGCUGGCGAAAUCGUCAGCCAAAGACGAAACAGGCUGAAGCCCAGCACAGUGGAGAAAAUUCUGUUUUUAAAUAAAAAUCUAUAACAUGUAUCCCACCCAGUCAUGUUAGACCCUGGUUCACAAUCACUCAUUCUCACUUUAUACAUGGCAUUCACAAUGUAACACAAGCACUUCUCACAAAUCUUCAAACAUUGUCUUUGUUUUAUUUCCACACUGAAGUGUUACAAGGGCAAGGAACUUAGUGGAGUAGAUGAUAUAUGUCCUGUCUGCCACCAGAUGCCGCUGUUCUGUGUGGUUUCGAAGCCCCAAAUGCUUCAUUCAUUUUUCUGGCACAUUUACACGAAGCCCCAUGAGAGCUUCAUGGGGCUUCGAUUCCCAUCCCUAAUCAAAACU